AUGGUUUCAUCGAGAUUAAUCAGAUUAUUCUUCCUUUGUACACAAAUUUUGUUACUCAUCAUCAACGUUAAUUUCACUCAAGCCCUGCUUGGACCUCGUGAUGUUCCAAUAUUCCACUGUUCUAACAACAAAGGUAACUACACCACUGGCAGCACCUAUCAAACAAACCUCAAUGGCCUCCUCUUUGACUUACACUCUUACAACAACGGCUAUGGCUUUUUCAAUUCCUCCCGUGGCGAAAACAUUGACAGAGUUUAUGCAAUCGUGCUCUGUCGAGGACUAAUUAAAGAGGACAUUUGCAGUAAGUGCCUUACUGACGCUGCAAACUAUCUAAGGGAACAUUGUACUAAUCAGGAGGCAACUGGAUGGCAGAACGAUUGUAUGUUACGCUACUCAAACCGCUCCCUAUACGGCAUGAUGGAAACUAAUCCAGAUUUAUACCUGAAAGAUGUUGAAACUUUAUCUGUAUCGACAGGCUUGGAUGCGUUCAGUCAGGAGAGCUCUCACUUACUGAAUCGACUAGGACAAAAAGCAGCAACGGGUGGUGAUCUUCGUAAAUUUGCAACAGGAAACGCAAGCCUUCCAAGUUCUGAUAUAACAAUCUAUGGACUUGUUCAGUGCACCCCAGAAUUAUCCGAGCAGAGUUGUAUUGAUUGCUUAAAUUAUACUUUCGGAAUGUUUGGAUCAUGUUGUAGCGUAUCAGUUGGUGUGAGAAUUGUGAAACCAAGCUGUGGCUCAAGGUAUGAAAUUUACCCCUUUCUUAACGAUACAACUGAGACACCACCGGCCAAUACUGCGAGUCCAGGAGGAAAGAAGAGUAAUACUUCUCAGACUGUCAUCAUUACGGUUGUUACGGUUGUAAUUUCCCUGGUACUAAUUAUAUUGAUCUGCAUUUAUUUUGAGAGUGAAGAAGAUGAAGGGAAAACUUGGAGUUUUUGGUUUCAUAUUGCAUCUCUCUCAUGUAAAGAAGCAGAUGAAAUUCUUGAUACAGAAGCCUUGCAGUUCGACCUUGGCUCCAUAAGAACGGCUACAAAUAACUUUUCUGAAGCAAAUAAGCUUGGAAGAGGUGGAUUUGGGGCUGUUUACAGGGGUAGGUUUUUGAACCAAGAAGAUAUAGCGGUUAAAAGGCUUUCUAAAGAUUCUGCACAAGGAGAUAUAGAAUUUAAAAAUGAGGUCACGUUAGUAGCCAAAUUUCAACAUCGCAUUUUAGUUAGGCUCCUUGGUUUCUGCUUGGAAGGAAACGAAAGGCUUCUUAUCUAUGAGUUUGUCCCGAAUGCAAGCCUUGAAAAAAUGAAGAUUGUCCGAAUGCUUUCUGAUCAUUUCAUAUUUGAUCCAACCAGGCGCACACAUUUGGACUGGGAUAGUCGCUACAAGAUCAUAUUUGGAAUUGGGAGAGGACUCCUUUACCUUCAUGAAGAUUCUCGUCUUAAAAUAAUUCAUCAUGAUUUGAAAGCAAGUAAUAUUUUGUUAGAUGUAGAAAUGCAACCCAAGAUUGCAGAUUUUGGCAUGGCAAGACUGUUUGAUCUUGAUCAAACACAAGGUGAUACCAGUCGAGUUGUAGGGACGUUUGUUUACAUGGCUCCUGAGUAUGUAAUGCGUGGGCACUUUUCUGUUAAGUCUAAUGUGAAUAGUUUCGGUGUGUUAAUUUUGGAGAUAGUUACUGGACAGAAAAAUAGUUCUUUCCGUCAUAGUGGGAACGUGGAGGACCUUCUAAGCUACGCAUGGAAAAGUUGGAAGGAGGACACGGCUUCAAAUUUAAUAGAUCCCAUGUUGAAGAGUGGUUCAAUACCAGAAACAAUGAGAUGCAUCCACAUAGGAUUAUUAUGUGUGCAACAAAAUAUAGCUGAUAGGCCAACCAUGGCUGCUGUUAUUCACAUGCUUACUAGCUACUCUCUUGACCUUCCAGUACCUUCACAACCAGCAUUUUUUAUUGUUGGAUCAGAUGUGACUGCGGUCCAAGGGUUGAAUCAAUCUCGAAGUAGCUCUAUCCAACAAUCAGUAAAUGAGGUUUCAAUCACCGAACUAUCUCCUCGGUAG
Malus domestica (apple) is the source of this 2037-nucleotide messenger RNA. The record is from RefSeq and is a predicted model, not a curated record. NCBI's taxonomy places the organism in Eukaryota, Viridiplantae, Streptophyta, Magnoliopsida, Rosales, Rosaceae.